This is a messenger RNA of Rosa chinensis, 1328 nucleotides long. RefSeq lists its product as uncharacterized. Lineage: Eukaryota; Viridiplantae; Streptophyta; Magnoliopsida; Rosales; Rosaceae. Gene Ontology annotation, cellular component: membrane. The record is from RefSeq and is a predicted model, not a curated record. The transcript is spliced from 8 exons. The coding region runs from base 131 to 901 and encodes 256 amino acids.
UUUGGCGCAUAGUCCCACUUAAGACGAUAGGGAACCCAGAAUAAAUUAGAUUGCAUGCACCACUCUGCGCCUCAACCCUUCCCCAUCAGCCUGAUAGUUUGAGCGAAAGGUGAAGCAAGGCAAAAGAAGAAUGUUUAAGCCUAAAUCCCUUAACGCGUUGAGAUCUGUGAGGCACCUCAACCAUUCCUCAUCUGCCAGCUCUUGGUUAUCCCAGUUGUCUCCGUCGUCGUCGUCUUCUUCGUUUGCUCGAUCGGACAGUUUCCAGACCGUUCGAAAUUACGCCAGCGGUGUCGAUGACAGAAAUCAUAUCACUUUUGGGACUCGUCGAGUUCUGGUGCCUCCCAGGCGGGCUGUUGUCAUUAAGCGGUGGUUUGGAAUGUACUCCAAGACCCUAUUAUCUGGAGAAUAUUUCUUAAUUCCGUAUUUUGAUAAAAUUGCUUCCGUGCAUUGCUUGAAACCCAAGACCAUAAAUCUUCUUGCCCAGAAAGCUAUAACCAAAAACAACGUGAGCCUUACUGUUACUGGCCAUUUAACACUCAAGAUUGUGGAGCCUCUGUUAGCCUCUUAUGCGGUCGACAAUCCCAUUGAUAAGGCUACUGGUCUUGCUCAGAGUAUUCUGUGUGAUGUAGUUGGUGAACUCACUGUUGAACAGAUAAUGAAAGAGCAGCGAAGCCUCAAUCUACACAUAUCGUCAUUUCUCAACGACAGGAUCUGUAGAUGGGGCUUGUCUUGUGAGGCAUUUGAGAUAAAUGACAUAGCACUUCCACAUGAGGUGAAGAAAGCUAUUGAGGACUUUAAGGCAACCAAAGCAAAGAGAGCUGCCAUACUGGAGUCAGUUGCUGACUUCUUCUCCAAGGCUACUAAGGAAGCUGGUGGGAGACGAGGUUCUCCAUCAAACUAAAUGAAGAACUUGCAGAUGUGAGGUUGUGCUUCAGGCUUAAGGACUCCUGCAUGGCCUUAUUGAAGCCAAAAUAUUUUCUUAAUUUGAAGUUAGUUUCAGGUAGAGGGCCAGUUAAAGUUUAUUUGCUGGAUCAGAAGACCCAAGUUCUUUGGAGAAUCAGCACCAUUAUCAAUCUCACAUCUUUAGAGGCCAAUACAAUAAACUUGCUUCAUUAGGUCAUCUGUGUUGGGACAUAACAAGGUUUCAUCUUUAGUAAUCCUCAUGGAUGUGUGAAAUCGCUUUGGCGGUUUUUCUUGUAUUAAUUUCUUUUUCUAGUUGUAAUUCCUUUUCAGUCACACAAAGAUAGGGGAGUGUGUACUAGACACUCUUUCUUGUAUUUUCAGGCAGAUCCUGCAAUGUAAAGUUCCUGUUAGGCCUUGGUUUCUUA